Molecule: messenger RNA, 299 nt
Organism: Acaulospora colombiana
Lineage: Eukaryota; Fungi; Glomeromycota; Glomeromycetes; Diversisporales; Acaulosporaceae
Source: the annotation of a GenBank genome assembly
AUGACUAGUGCAGCAUUCAGUUUCUCUCAAGAGGUAAUUGGAGAGAUGGAUACCGGUGGCCAUGGUGGUACGCUCAUCUUUAGCGGUGCGACAGCUGCAAUGAGGGGGAGUGCCAAUCAAUCCCUUGCGAGGGAGUUCCAACCCAAAGGAAUACAUGUGGCCCAUGCCAUAAUCGACGGUCAGAUCGAGACCGAGCGCGUUAAAAGCAUGAUGGGAGGUGGGGCGAAUCCAGGAGAACGUCUCAAACCAGAGGAUAUUGCGAGUCCUCCUUCUGCUUGGACACAGGAACUCGAUUUGCG